Neomonachus schauinslandi (Hawaiian monk seal) is the source of this 3033-nucleotide messenger RNA. It is a transcript of the gene CNTN1, whose product is annotated as contactin 1. Gene Ontology annotation, biological process: cell-cell adhesion; brain development. NCBI's taxonomy places the organism in Eukaryota, Metazoa, Chordata, Mammalia, Carnivora, Phocidae. Gene Ontology annotation, molecular function: cell-cell adhesion mediator activity. The record is from RefSeq and is a predicted model, not a curated record.
AUGUGGUUGCUUGUCAGUCACCUUGUGAUAGUAUCUUUUACAACUUGUUUAUCAGAGUUUACAUGGUACAGAAGAUAUGGUCACGGAGUUUCUGAGGAAGAUAAAGGAUUUGGACCAAUUUUUGAAGAGCAGCCAAUCAAUACCAUUUAUCCAGAGGAAUCACCAGAAGGAAAAGUUUCACUAAACUGUAGGGCACGAGCCAGCCCUUUCCCAGUUUACAAAUGGAGAAUGAAUAAUGGGGAUAUUGAUCUGACAAGUGAUCGGUACAGUAUGGUAGGUGGAAACCUUGUUAUCAACAACCCUGACAAACAGAAAGAUGCUGGAAUAUAUUACUGCUUAGCAUCAAAUAACUAUGGGAUGGUCAGAAGCACGGAAGCAACCCUGAGCUUUGGAUAUCUUGACCCUUUCCCACCUGAGGAGCGUCCUGAGGUCAGGGUGAAAGAAGGGAAGGGAAUGGUGCUUCUCUGUGAUCCUCCAUACCAUUUUCCAGAUGAUCUUAGCUACCGCUGGCUUCUAAAUGAAUUUCCUGUAUUUAUCACAAUGGAUAAACGAAGAUUUGUGUCUCAGACAAAUGGAAAUCUCUACAUUGCAAAUGUCGAGGCAUCAGACAAAGGCAAUUAUUCCUGCUUUGUAUCCAGUCCUUCUAUUACAAAGAGUGUGUUCAGCAAAUUUAUCCCACUCAUUCCACUACCUGAACGAACAACAAAACCAUAUCCUGCUGAUAUCGUAGUUCAGUUCAAGGACAUAUAUGCACUGAUGGGCCAAAAUGUGACGUUAGAGUGUUUCGCACUUGGCAAUCCUGUUCCUGAUAUCCGAUGGCGGAAGGUCCUAGAACCAAUGCCAAGUACUGCUGAGAUCAGCACCUCUGGGGCUGUCCUCAAGAUCUUCAAUAUUCAGCUAGAAGAUGAAGGCACAUAUGAAUGUGAGGCUGAGAACAAUAGAGGAAAGGAUAAAUACCAGGCAAGAAUUUAUGUUCAAGCAUUUCCUGAGUGGGUAGAACAUAUCAAUGACACAGAGGUGGAUAUAGGCAGUGAUCUCUAUUGGCCUUGUGUGGCCACAGGGAAGCCCAUCCCCACAAUCCGAUGGCUGAAAAAUGGAUAUGCGUAUCAUAAAGGGGAAUUGAGACUGUAUGAUGUGACUUUUGACAAUGCCGGCAUGUACCAGUGCAUAGCUGAAAACACACAUGGAGCCAUUUAUGCAAAUGCCGAGUUGAAGAUCUUGGCUUUGGCUCCAACUUUUGAAAUGAAUCCUAUGAAGAAAAAGAUCUUGGCUGCUAAAGGAGGAAGGGUCAUAAUUGAAUGCAAACCUAAAGCAGCACCUAAACCAAAAUUUUCAUGGAGUAAAGGAACAGAGUGGCUUGUCAAUAGCAGCAGAAUACUCAUUUGGGAAGAUGGCAGCUUGGAAAUAAAUAACAUCACAAGGAAUGAUGGCGGUAUCUAUACAUGCUUUGCAGAAAAUAAUAGAGGGAGGGCUAAUAACACUGGCACUCUUGUUAUUACAGAUCCCACCCGAAUUAUAUUGGCCCCAAUUAAUGCUGACAUUACUGUUGGAGAAAAUGCCACCAUGCAGUGUGCUGCUUCCUUUGAUCCCGCCCUGGAUCUCACAUUUAUUUGGUCCUUCAAUGGCUAUGUGAUCGAUUUUAACAAAGAGAACAUUCAUUACCAGCGGAAUUUUAUGCUGGAUUCCAAUGGGGAACUGCUUAUCCGAAAUGCCCAGCUGAAGCAUGCUGGUAGAUACACAUGUACCGCUCAGACAAUCGUGGACAAUUCUUCAGCUUCAGCUGACCUUGUUGUUCGAGGCCCUCCAGGCCCUCCAGGUGGUCUACGAAUAGAAGACAUUAGAGCCACUUCUGUGGCUCUUACGUGGAGCCGUGGUUCAGACAAUCAUAGUCCUAUAUCGAAAUACACUAUUCAGACCAAGACUAUUCUUUCAGAUGACUGGAAAGAUGCAAAGACGGAUCCCCCAAUCAUUGAAGGAAAUAUGGAGGCAGCAAGAGCAGUGGAUUUAAUCCCAUGGAUGGAGUAUGAAUUUCGUGUGGUAGCAACCAAUACUUUGGGUAUAGGAGAACCCAGUAUACCAUCAAACAAAAUUAAAACAGAUGGUGCUGCACCGAAUGUGGCUCCUUCAGAUGUAGGAGGUGGAGGGGGGGAGAACAGAGAGCUGACCAUAACAUGGGUGCCUUUGUCAAGAGAAUACCACUACGGCAACAAUUUUGGUUACAUAGUGGCGUUUAAGCCCUUUGAUGGGGAAGAAUGGAAAAAAGUUACAGUUACUAAUCCAGAUACUGGCCGCUAUGUCCAUAAAGAUGAGACCAUGCGCCCAUCUACUGCAUUCCAAGUUAAAGUUAAGGCCUUUAACAACAAAGGAGAUGGACCUUACAGCCUCACAGCAGUCAUUAAUUCAGCACAAGAUGCUCCCAGUGAAGCCCCAACAGAAGUAGGUGUUAAAGUCUUAUCAUCUUCUGAGAUAUCUGUUCAUUGGGAGCAUGUUGUAGAAAAAAUAGUGGAAAGCUAUCAGAUUCGGUACUGGGCUGCCCAUGACAAAGAAGCAGCUGCACACAGAGUUCAAGUCACCAGCCAAGAGUACUCAGCCAGGCUAGAGAACCUUCUGCCCGAUACCCAGUACUUUGUGGAAGUCAGGGCCUGCAAUAGUGCAGGGUGUGGGCCUCCCAGUGACAUGAUUGAGACCUUCACCAAGAAAGCACCUCCAAGCCAGCCGCCAAGGAUCAUCAGUUCCGUAAGGUCUGGUUCACGCUACAUAAUCACCUGGGAUCAUGUGGUCGCACUAUCAAAUGAAUCGACAGUGACAGGAUAUAAGGUACUCUAUAGACCUGAUGGCCAGCAUGAUGGCAAGCUGUAUUCAACUCAUAAACACUCCAUAGAAGUCCCAAUCCCCAGGGAUGGAGAGUAUGUUGUAGAGGUUCGUGCACACAGUGAUGGAGGAGAUGGAGUAGUGUCUCAAGUCAAAAUUUCAGUUUUAAACAGACAACAGAUAUCUUGGUCAAAUCAAGAAAGACUUUUAAGAGCAUUUUAG